AUGAACUCCUUUGACGCGCAACCGCCAAGAGCUUCGAGCGAUCCCUACUUUGAUCUGGGAACACUGACUCGCAAAGUCAGUACCAAUUCCCAAGAAGCCCAGAUAUGGUUCGACAGAGCGCUUGUCUGGACAUAUUGCUUUAAUCAUGAUGAAGCAAUUGCCUGUUACAAGCAGGCAAUCGCGCACGACGAGAACUGCGCCAUGGCCUAUUGGGGGAUAUCUUUCUGCUCAGGCUCCAAUUACAACAAAACAUGGGCGUUGUUCGACGAAAGAGAUAAGCUCAAUGCGAUUAAUCAGUGUUAUAUAUUUUCUCAAGAAGCGCUGAGGCGGGCAAACAAUGCAUCAGAUUGGGAGCAAGCGCUUAUCAAGGCUCUCACAAAGCGUUACCCCAAUGAUGAUGCAGGUAGGGAUCUUGCCGGAUGUAGCCGAGCGUACGCCGACUCUAUGAGAGAGGUAUAUGCGAGUUUCGGACGCGAAGAUUUCGACAUUCUCACACUCUUCGCCGAUGCAUUGAUGAAUUGUGCUCCACGAAAGUUAUACGACGCCUCCACGGGGCUUCCGAUACCAUCUUCCCCAGUGUUCGAAGUGAAAGAUCUGCUCGAUCGGGCCUUGAAGAUGCCGAAGGUCGAACUACAUCCAGGUCCCGCGCAUAUGUAUAUCCACCUGAUGGAAAUGUCGGCGACUCCCGAGGCUGCUUUGCCGGCAGCAGAGAUGAUCCGCGAAAUGUUUCCCGAUACAGGUCACACCUUCCACAUGCCUGCCCAUAUCGAUGUUCUUGUGGGAGAUUAUCGUCGCGCAGUGGAAUACAAUCUGAAAGCGACCGUCGCAGAUGACAGAUACUUUGAAAAGAAUGGCGGCUUGACAUUCUACAGCUACUACCGUCUACACGACUAUCACUCCCUCAUCUAUGCCGCGAUGCUUGGUGGGAAAUCAAAGGCAGCAUUAUCAGCGACAAAUAGAAUGGAGGCGACUAUUACAGAAGAGAUUCUUCGGGUCGAAACACCUGCGCUUGCAAACUGGAUGGAAUUCUUCAAGGCUGUUAGAGUUCAUGUGUUUAUUCGCUUUGGAAUGUGGGAAGAGCUCAAGAAACUCGAACCACUGGAAGACAAGCAUCUUUAUUGUGUCACAAAUGUUAUGAGACACUAUGGAAAGGCUAUCGCGUAUGCAGCCACAUCUGAGCUUGAAAAAGCCGACAAGGAGCGAGAACUUUUCAAAUUAGCUUCUAGGCUUGUCCCCUCCACACGCCUCGACUUCCCCAACAAGAUCACCGACAUUCUCAAAGUAGCGUCUGCUAUGCUGGACGGCGAAAUUGAGUAUAGAAGAGGCGAUUAUGAUGAAGCAUUCUGCAGGUUACGGGAGGCUAUUACCCUGGAAGAUGAGCUGCCUUUCGCAGAGCCAUGGGGGUGGAUGCUUCCAGCUCGGCAUGCAUAUGCAGCUCUCUCAUUGGAACAGUGUAGAGUUGAGCAAGCUGCACAGGCUUACGCGGAAGAUUUGGGACUCUCCCCAACACCCAAACGUGCCCAUCAACACCCGAAUAAUGUUUGGGCUCUGCAUGGCUAUCACGAAUGCCUUCAACUUUUGGGUCGCCACGCGGAGGCAAAUAUUAUCAAGAAGCAACUUUCCCUUGCUCUUGUGGAGGCGGACGUUGAAAUCACAUCUUCAUGCUUUUGCCGACUUGGGCAAUUGCCUUCGUCCUGUGGAAAGCCCAAAGUGAAUAGUUGCCACAGUGUAGAAUCUAUGUGUAGAAGCUAG
Molecule: messenger RNA, 1752 nt
Organism: Penicillium vulpinum
Lineage: Eukaryota; Fungi; Ascomycota; Eurotiomycetes; Eurotiales; Aspergillaceae
Product: Tetratricopeptide-like helical
Exons: 1
Coding region: 1-1752 (583 amino acids)
Cellular component (GO): intracellular anatomical structure
Molecular function (GO): protein binding
Source: RefSeq, a predicted model, not a curated record